Molecule: messenger RNA, 2352 nt
Organism: Solea senegalensis (Senegalese sole)
Lineage: Eukaryota; Metazoa; Chordata; Actinopteri; Pleuronectiformes; Soleidae
Gene: fez2a
Product: fasciculation and elongation protein zeta 2a
Exons: 9
Coding region: 191-1432 (413 amino acids)
Cellular component (GO): axon; cytoplasm
Source: RefSeq, a predicted model, not a curated record
GAGUCUGGAACGCCGCACCAUCACCAUGGUAACGCUGCCUGGUUGCAGCUCGUGGAGACGCCAUACUGUCCGGAGCAGCGAGAGAGAGCGAGAGAGAGCAGGCAAACAUAGAGGAUGAUGCCGGGGCCUGACUCUUCUUGUCCCGCCACUCAUUCAGCCUUUACGCGGCGCUGUUAAGCUGGUCCGGGAUAUGGCUGCAGCUGCCGCACAUCUCGACGACGACUGGCCGCAUGUGGGUGAUUUAAACACGGACUCAGAGCAGGAGCUGCUGCCGCUGAAAGGCCGAGCAGCGGCCGCCGCAGGCCGCACCGCCUCGGGGGAAGCUACGCCUCAGCUCCCGCUGCUGCUACUUCUGCAAGGACAUGAUGGUGAUGAUGGUGAUGUCCUCGAGCUGCACGAGAACAGCAGCUUUCUCCCCGGGGAAAGUGGUGCUUUUAGGUCCAAGGAGGAGCUGGGGAACGUGUUUGACGCCAGAUUAUCCGAGUGCUUCCGAAAUGUUCACGCCGGGACAGAGAGCAUCGCUGCUGUUAGUGAGAUCACCGAGGACACGCUGCUGGAGAAAGACGAAAUUUGGAAAGUUUUAACCACCAACUAUGGACAAGUGAUGCCGGUUGACUGGAAGUGUUCUCAAAUGCGCUCGCUCCAAGUCCCCAUAUUUAAUCUGGAGGAGAAACCUAGGAAGACUGAUGUCACGGCGGAGCUGUCGGAUGAUGAGGAGCUGAGGGAGCAGCUGGACAUGCACUCCAUCAUCGUCUCUUGCCUGGCAGAUGAGCCCCUCUUCACUGCAGAGCAGGUGAUUGAGGAGAUAGAGGAGAUGAUGCAGGACUCGCCUGACGUGGAAGCAAAGAACACUCUGCCUCAGUCAGACUUCUCGAUGCUCUCUUUGGACAUGCAGCGCUCCAACAGCAGCCCCGGCUUCAAGGACAGGGUCAGGACUCUGAGUGUUGCAGAGCUGAAUGAAUGUAUGGAGGAGACGGAGACGAACAUCAGGAGGUUUUCAGAGGAGCUGGUGCAGCAGCUGGCUCGGAGGGAUGAACUGGAAUUUGAGAAAGAGGUCAAGAACAGUUUCAUCUCGGUGCUCAUCGAUGUUCAGAACCGGCAGAAGGAGCACCGCGAGCUGCUCAAGAAGAAGAAGAAGUUCAAAGGUGGAGCUGGGUCUUCACACGGCCGCGCUGAGAAAACACUCGGAGUACGCCUCAGCAUGGAGGGACUCUCCUCUGUCUUUCAAAACAGCUUCCGGCAAACUUUUGGGAGUGGGAGCAGUGAAAGACAGUAUUUGACCACAGUCAUCCCGUAUGAGGAGAAAGGACAUCCUCCUUCCAUCGAGGACCUCCAGAUCCUGACCAAGAUCCUGGAAGCGAUGAGGGAUGACAGUGACAAGGUGCCUGGUCUCUUGACAGACUACAUUCUCAAAGUUCUUUGCCCAACAUAGACCAGCAGUACAUGGUGCUUAACACUUUGCAGAAGCUUUACGUGGCAACAAGAUGAAGAGGACUCAUUGUAUUUCUUUUUUUCUUCAAACAUGAAGCACACUUAAUGCAUUUCUGCAUGUUUUUCAUUUACACUUGUUGUUGUGUUCUGUAUUUAAUUGUUUUUAAUUCGGAUUUUUCAACCCUUGUGUGGAUUUUUUAGUUUUCCUUUUCUGCCUUUGUUUUUCUUGCAUUGUGACACAGAUUUCUAAAUUGAUAAAUUAUUUGACAAAUAUACCCAGAAAGAGGUAUCAAAGCAUUGGAGUUGCACUCUUGGGAAAUAUUGAGCUUUGCAAAGUUGUGAUUCAAAUGGCUUUGUACUUCUCUGAAGUGCUUCUUCUUCUUCUUCUUCUUCUUCUUCUUCGCUGAGCAAUGAACAAAUGCACAAAGCUCACUGAGCGUAGAUGUUGCAGUAUUCAAUAAAUUGUGAUACAAACAAAUGUGCAUCAGUAGAAUACACUGUUUGUGCAGAAGCCUAAUAUAAGCCUUCCAUGUAACAGUCUGUGUACUGUUAGCUCUUCUGUGUUGUCAUCUCGGCAGUAAACCACACACGUCAUUGUUAUUGUUCUUUGGAAGAAAGAAGUGCUGGUUGCUGAGGUGAUUAUUAUACAAUUAAUUAACUAUCUAUGCAUUUGAGUGAUGAUUUUACUGUGACCCAUGCACUGUCUGUGGGACUCUGAAUCAGAGACUCUAGUGUCUGCUGAGCACAGAGCAGCGCACACACCGGCACUGUUAUUCUGUUUGUAUUUACAAGCUGCCUUUGCUGCUGCCUGAACUUUUGUACACUAAUGACUUCAUUUUCAGUGAAUGUCAUGUAACUGUUCUACUGAAAGUACUGUAUUCAUUUUGCAAUUAUUUUAUGUCAAAUAUAUUGAUAAAAUCC